AACUUGUGUCUCUCUCUCUGCAUCUCCGCAUCUGGUGGAUAAUCUCGUUGUGAAUCCGUUAAAUUCAAACAUCGAAAAAAAAAAAAAAAAACGAACAAACUCAAAUACGAUAUAAAACAUACUUUGCCAGGAUUAAAAGUAUGGUUUUAUAGAAAAAUAAAAAAGUGAAGCGAACGAAAACUCAAACGGGAUUAGAAACAAAAUCGAAAACGAAAAUGUUAUGUGAAAUUUCAAAAAUCAAAAUAUUCCACUGAAGAAAGAAAAGCGGAAAAACACUUGACGCAACACCAGUCGCAAAGUGUCGCAAAACUAGUCUUCCGACAAUUGCAAGGCAGCAAAAUUUUGAAAAAAAAAAACUAUUUUUUUGGCGACAAUAACAUUAACAAAAUGAAAAUAUUAAUUUUAAUUUGUUUUGUGUGUGGCAUGUUAAAUGUCUACGCCAUAGAAACGACAAAUAAAGCCAGUAAAAUAACGACAACAAAACAAAUUACCGAUGACACAACAGCAGACGUUGCUGCACCAGCAACUGUUGCCAAAGAAUCGGCAACAAAUGAAUCUACCAAAGAUAAGAGACAAACAAAAGACACUAAAGAUGGCUAUGCAAAUCACCGAACGGAUGGCAUUACAAGCAGCGGUGGUAGUGGUGGCAGUAGCAGCAACAGUCGCUCCAGUACAAAUUCCGAUGAUCCAGAAGAUCCACAAGAGACCAUUUAUGGUACAGAUGGUAGACAAUUUUUAAUACGACCACAGUCACAGCACCAGCAACAACAACAACAACAGCUGCAGAGCGACGAGGAGCAACAACAGGAGCAGCAGCAGCAUCAACAGCAUCAGCCACGACAUCAAUUGAGAAAUUACCCGGUAACCAUACGGCCACAUAGUUCACAGCUACUGGAACAAAGUCAAGAGAUCCAACAUUAUGCCUAUCUUCAAGACUUAAAUCGACAGCAACAACAACAACAGCAGCAGCAUAAGUCACAAAACCAUGGUAAAUCUCGAGCUGCCCACAAUAAAAAAUCAUCGGCGCGUAAUCAUCAAUCCGAAUCGGCUGCAAAUAGCCAGGUAGAAGAAGCCGAACAACGUUACUCGGUGGCAGUGGAGCAACCGGUACCAGCUCAUUUGCAUCCACGAGGACAAGUCUAUAGACCACAAAUUCCCUACAACGUUGCAUUGCAACAACAGCAACAACAACAAGGGAAUAAUGGGGCGGCCAAUCAACCAUAUCAAAUUAUACCCGAAGAGCAAUUUUUAAAACUUUUAGAAGAAGAACUUCAAGCGCGGGCAUAUCAUGAAGAUCAAGUUAGACGCCAGCAGCAACAACAACAUGCACAGGCACAAGCCCAAGCUCAGUCACAAGCUCAAGCCCAUGCUCAACAAAAAGCCCCUCAACAAUCCCAAGGCCUUGGUCAUUAUCGUCAACGUGUGGAAGCGUCUGAGGAUGAGCAACAACUACCCCCCGAAUACGUACAAUAUCAAAUACCACGAUCACGAGGUGGCCCAAAAUAUCUGCCACUUCCCCAAAAUCCUUUACAGGAACAACGACAUCAGCAACUAUUGCUCGAACAGGAGGCUGCUGCAUCACCACAACCUCCUGCACCGCCAUCUCUACCCCCUCAAAUUGCCUACUAUCGACCCCAAAUUAAUUACAAAACACUGGCCAAUCAUCCGCUGGCAAAAUCUUCACUGGAAAAGGAGAUCGAAAAUCUUUUUGCCUCGAACAAAGCCCAUGUGUCCCCGGUUCAGAUAGUGGACAACUCGAACGAGCCAUCCGUGCUCAUUAAUCAUCCCCAGCACCGACAUACGGCUGCGCCCCCACCUCCAGCACCGGCACCAACUGCACAAACACAUGCACCACGGCCGAAAGCCUAUGUACCCAGCACGUCUGCACCCAACAGCCUAACCGAUGCCAACAGUCAACCAUUUAUUCCCUCGCUAUUUCGACUUGGUAACUACCCCCAACCUGUUGGUAAUUAUCCAAUACCGCAACAUGUUAUUGAUGCCAAAAAGCUGGGACCGGUGGUUUAUCCGCCAUCUGCCCAACCACCUGUACAAGCGUCGCAAUUUUAUUAUCAAGAGGCUUUGCCCUCACCCCGGCCCAAGGCGGUUCGCCACAAAUACGGUACCAAAUUUUCUACGACACCCACUCCAGUGAAAACUCACCAAAACGAAGUAAAUUAUCCUGCUCCAAGCAAGUAUGCUCAGCCAAUACUGUAUGAGCCCGAGAGGCCUACUCCAUCAACAGCACCGGCCGAACCCACACAUUUCUAUCCCAGUCCACCAGAUCCUCAUCGAAACAUAGCCUCACCACCCACAGCGCCUCCCACCCCAGCUGUUACAACCAAGUAUUCACAUCAAACUCCAUCUGAUUUGCGGCAAUUGCCCCUUCCCGCCUCAUCACCAUCUCAGUCUAGCAUUUAUGUCUCCCAAGGAACAGGUAUUGCCACACCCUCUCGCCCAGUUAAACAAAAAACGAUAGAAGAUUUAAAACAAUUACAUUUGCCCCCACCCGGCGGUAAGCCAUUGACACAAGCCGAAUUCCAGGCCUUGGUCGAUGCAGGCUAUCCUGUAACCGCAGUACCCGUUCCAGUUCCGGUACCCUAUGAACAAUAUGUUAAGGAUCAUCCCGAAUAUCGUAAUCAACCUCCUCCACAACCCCCAGCCCUCCCUGUCAACUAUGAACAACUAAUGCGUUUCGCCCAGCUACAACAACAUCAAGUUCCCCAUCCCCAGUAUAUAAGUGCACAACGGGCCCAUCCACGAUCAUUAUUGGCCCGGCCAUCAGAGCCAUCUGUCAAAAUUAUAUCAUCUCCAUCAGAACCACAAGGAGAAACAGUAUCGGCUAUUGGUGGUGGAAGUGUAACCUAUCUAAGAGCAAUUCCUGAAAACUCAAAACGACGUCCUCGAGAUGAGAGCAACACUAAAGUCUUGGGAGCCAAGGAGGACACAGAAAAACACCCUGUAGAAGACGAUACAGUAGCGGAGAAAACCAACUAGUUAAAAGUAGAACAACAAAAAAACGACAUAAUGUUGAAUUGUAUUUAAAUAAAAAAAAACAUAUUCUAUAUUCUUUAAAACUUAUUUAAUUCCUAAAGUAUUAAACAACCAACGUAGUUAAGAAUUGUAUUUUGUGUUUGUUCUUUUCCUUUUUCAUUAAAUUAUAGUUAUUUUAUAUUUUGUUUACGGAAGCUCCAAUAAUGUUAUUAUUUUUUGUACAAAAUACAAGUACAUAGCGAAAAAAAAUUAAUUAUUAUUUUAUAACACUAAAUUGUAGUUUGGACUUUUAUUUAAUAGAAGUAUUAUUGUUGGAAAUGGACAUAGUAGAAGAAUACAGGUAGAUGCAUCUUCACUUGGGAACAUUGAUCUGUCAAAAAAUAUAAGUAGAUGUUUAUAUGUUUUCUUAUACGACGUCAUUCGGAGGUUAAUUUUUACAAAUUUAAAUGAUUUUUCAUUCAACAUUUUCAAUUCCGAAAUUGGUUUAACAGUUCAUUGUCCCAGCAGCUGUGUCGAUGUGUCUACCUAUAUUCUUCCACCAUGGUAUUGGACCAUAAUAAUCGCUUCUCUGUUGAAACAAUUCUAUUACAAAUGCCAAACAAAUACUGGGUGAGAUAAAAAACUGCAACAAAGUCAAACGCCAUAAUUUUUACAUUUUUUUU
This is a messenger RNA of Musca domestica (house fly), 3653 nucleotides long. RefSeq names its product ataxin-2 homolog. The record is from RefSeq and is a predicted model, not a curated record. The transcript is spliced from 3 exons. NCBI's taxonomy places the organism in Eukaryota, Metazoa, Arthropoda, Insecta, Diptera, Muscidae. The coding region runs from base 388 to 2994 and encodes 868 amino acids.